Symbiodinium necroappetens is the source of this 3954-nucleotide messenger RNA. The record is from the annotation of a GenBank genome assembly. NCBI's taxonomy places the organism in Eukaryota, Dinophyceae, Suessiales, Symbiodiniaceae.
AUGGCGAUUGGAGAGGAAGUCCUGGUGGGUCGCUUUUCGUUCCAGCUUGAGCCGGGAAGCGAUUCACAGCAAUGGCUGCGGGAAGGUCAAUCGUUGGAUUUGUUCUUCUUGCCGCUGGCCGCCUGGGACUUCCGCGUCUCAGCCGGAUCCGCCACGGCUUGUGCGUCCCUGCAAUUCAACGUUGCAAACAGCGGAGAGACCGCGGAGGCACCGUCCUGCUUCGCCAACUCAGUUGGUGGUGCAGCCUUGGACUUCCAAGAGAACAUGCUAACGCUUGUCCUGGGAUCAGGUACAGUCAUCAGCCCGUAUGCGCCCGGGCUGGUGGAAGUUACUUUGCCACUCCCGUCUGGCGGAAUCUUCGGAACCCAAGUACUCGCAGCUUGCAGGUACCAAGUCCCUGCGGGCCAGGCAGCUUGGCACACGGCAUCGAAGCCCUUGCAGUGGGCAGAGGCGCCAAGAGUGGCCAGAGCGGGUUUCGUUGGACUUCCACAGGUGGACUCGUGGCGAAAUUCCAAAGAACCUGGUGGCAACAUCACUGCAGACAUUGCUGUCAUUUCAGGGCUUACCUUGUCGGGACAUGCUGGGGCGGCCCUGCAUCUGCAUCCUCCAGCUUACUUCCGUAUCAUCGCUCUCGAAGAUCCAGGUGCUAGUGCUGAUGAGCCUUGGGCGAGAGUCGUUGCAUCCAUGGCAGCAACAGAUCCUGGGGAGGCAGUUGUCGUGCAGCUCCAGUCAACGACUGCCCUCUAUGCAGGCGCUGAGUAUUUUGUUCGAGUGGCCGUGGUCUUACUGAUUCGCCUGGACUUGUACUCGUGGCAAUUGCACCUAGUUCUGGGCAGCGUGAACCCUGGCAGUUCCAAGUUUCUGGUGAGGACCGACGCGGUCGAGAGCCGCCCGGAUGAGCAUAGCUGGGGUGAAACCCGUCAUGAUGCGGUAUCCUCGAAAGCCGUGGGGCCAGGCGGCUGCUGCAAUGUUGAGGCGUUGGCCGCGUCCCUUUUCGAUGACGCAGCUGUGGACGCGGCACUUGAGGAGGUGAUCCAGGUCCCCGCGGCCUCACUGCUGCAGGUCAUUGCAAGGCGAACGGUGACCUCCCAGAUCCAUCCACACUGUCUCCGUCGCGAUGACGUCCUGGAAUUCGGAAGAGACGGUCACCUGAACCUUCACCACCUGCGGCUGCGGCACCCGGGCGUCGUGAGGGUCGGGCUGGCCUUCUCCACCGCCGCCUUAGGUCUCAGAACUUCGCGGGACUACAUCUAUUGGCUGAAAUCGAUAGCGCAGUUGAUCUCCUUUGCGAUGAUCUCCCGCGACCAGUUCGAUUGUCUCGUGUGUUUCGUGGUCAACACUGUGUCUCGAGGAAAGUUUUCAGAGGCUGACGACCUCGGCUGUAAGCGCUUGGGGCCGGCGUUCGAGAUUUGGCCUGACCUUUUGCGAUUCCGGCAGAUUGCAUACCAGGCAGUCGCGAACAGCCUGUCCGGCGAACCACCGCCCUCCGAGGUGCUCCAGGCACCUCGUGGAUUCGACUUCGCCACAGAGUUGAGCCCUGGCAGCUGCGAGAUGGUGGCGCUGCUGUCUACGCCAGCCCACAGCCAGUGUCAGGACUCACGAGCAGGCCCUUUCUCCUGGACCAGCGACAUUGCGACGAUCGUCCUACCUCCAUUGUCACGAUUAUUGGCACAAGAGUACGGUUUUGCAGUCUUCGCCAUGCUUCCGUCUUUUCCAGGGGCUUGGGUUGAAGAAGUGAACGGUCGUGGAACCUUCGCCCUGGAGACUCAGACGGAGGAUGCCUCGCCCUGCGACACUCUUCCUGCAAUACCUGGGCCCGAUGUUUUCCCGCAGCCUGGCAGAAUUGAAUCUUGCAGCCUGUCGACGACAGAGCCAGAGCAGGAAGCACUUGCCACGCUGACUUUCAGGCCAGGCGCGCAGCAUCCUUCGCCUGUCCCAGCCGUGCUGUAUCUUCACGUCGAAGCUCCAUUUGGUUACAGCUGGGUCAUGCCGGUAUCGUCAUGGUCUGCUCAAGUGGCACGGGGUCCGAACUCCAUUGCUGUGGCCAUGGCAAACCUCACUGCAAUCGGAACCUGUGUUGCUGACCGGCAGGACAUCUUGUGCAUCUCCACGACCGAUCUCCUGACUGCCAUGGACGAAAUAACCAUCACAGCUGGCAUCAUCGUCCCCUUGCAGAAUCCAGAUGUGCCUCAAGGACGUUUGAGCCUCCGCGUCGAGUGCGGCGAAUCUUCGCCGCAGCGGCUGAAGCUUCGAACGUUGGGCCACUCAGCAUCACGCGAAUUUGACCGUCUGGAGUCUAGAUUUGGCUCUCAGAUCGAGUCCCGUGGGAACUUCCGGGUGGAACGGCAGGAUUUGACUGUGCUGAAGAAGGGAAAGAGCGAGCUUGAUUGUGGUAGGGGUAGCUUCUACAACAUGACGCCGGUGCCUUCAGAACUCCAGGCAGAGAACGACAUUACAUUCUCGGUGACCACAGUGGCAGAGGUGCCGGUUGGAGGUGCCAUUGUUUUGGUGCCACCAAUCGAUGUGUUCGACUUUCCGAAUCCAUGCCAGGUGGAGGUGCCGAAUAGCGCCGCAUUGUCGAUCUUUGGUCUUCCCCUGCCGGAAUCUGCCGGUGCUUCCUGCGCCUCCUCGGCACUUGGAGCCGCAGUCGUCCUGCAGUUGGGCGCCCUACCGGCAAACACCUACCUGUUCACUGUGCGCGCGGUCCGCAACUUACGGACAAUUGCCGCAGACGAUCCGCUGUUCCAGUGGCAAGCAUACACAGUGGCAGCAGGAGCGCUUGCUGCAAGCAGCAUUGGCAGCCCAUCCGUCUCCUUUUUGGACAGCCCAAGAGCUUUUGCCAGCUUCUCUGUACUGGUAGCCAUGAACGAUGCCUUCAUUGACACAGAGUUGCUCGACCUGUCCGUGACCGGCUUCACGAAAGGGCGCGGUGCCUUGAACCAAGUUGUGAUUUGUUUCCAGCAGUCUUUGGCUUCCCUUGCUGGACAGACGCUGAGCGUCUACAUUCCAGACGGUUUCAGGCCUGGUCCUGCUCAGUCUGCGAAUCGAUGCAGACUCGCUUCGUGUGGCGUGCAUCCGCAGUCGUCGGCAUCGAAGCUCAGCCCCUUCAGACAAGUUCCUCUAAAUCCAGUGAGAGGCGUGCUCUCGCAUUGGGUGGGCAUGCUGCUGUAUGCAGCGGCGCUGAUCUUGUACACUGUGAGAGCUUUGCUGGUUUGGGCUACAGCUCCCAUUGUGGAGACCUACUCGGUGGUGGAAGCCAAGGAGUUUGGACCUCUCGAUCUGGAGUUCGAAGUUUCGUGCCCUUCCUGCGUUUUCUUCCAAUCAGCGAACUUCACCGAAGGGGAGGAGCACUGGCGAGUCUGGCAUGGCUAUGAUGCUGCAAUCUACCCGCAUUGCGCUGAAGCUGCAGAGAAUCACACCGUGGAUGAGAGGCUUUCCAAGGCAACACUAUGCUACAGUUCCGACGACAUUUCCGAAGCUUCUGGCAUUGUCGUCUCUCUCUGGAAUAUGACUACAGGAGGCCAGGGCAAUCGUGCGAACGUCAUCGUCAGGGCCCCGUCCCUGGUGGUUACCACCCCCCUAGAGUGGUGGCACGAAAAGACAUUACUCCUGGGCUUGAAGGUGACACGGGACGCGGAUGACUGCACUUCUUCUGCUGAUUGCAAUCUGCAGCGAGAGCUCUAUCUCGGCAGCAUGCAGUACGAUGGCCGGGUGCAGGGUUGGCCUGGAGCACGGCUGAACCUGCGACUGCUGCGGAUGCCCCAAGUGUACACGAAACUGCCUGGGCAGACCAUCUGGGAUGUGAUUGGAGCCGUUGGAGGAGCAAAUGGCCUUCUGCUGAGUGCGCUUGCGAUUUUCGUUUCCAGCCUGGAGACGUGGGAAACAAAGUGUGUUGCUGAGCCAGUCGCUGAAGCGACGACUGCAGUGGCUGAUAGGGGCGAUGCGGAAACGUGA